Messenger RNA from Homalodisca vitripennis (glassy-winged sharpshooter), 1734 nucleotides. Its product is annotated as zinc finger protein zfp-1-like. Bases 161 to 754 code for a protein of 197 amino acids. Lineage: Eukaryota; Metazoa; Arthropoda; Insecta; Hemiptera; Cicadellidae. The record is from RefSeq and is a predicted model, not a curated record. The transcript has 6 exons.
AUUUGCUUGUUGGUGACAGGUGCGAGGCAGCGGGGCAGGGACACCACAGUCGAGUGGUACGCCGCCUGCAUCGGCUGGCUGGGGUCCCAACAAUACCUCUACCCCUCAGACGUUGGAUCAGCUGCUGGAACGGCAGUGGGAGCAGGGCAGUCAGUUCCUCAUGGAGCAAGCACAGCACUUUGACAGUGAAGUUGCAUCCCUGCUGACCUGUCUGCAUCAGUUGAGAGCUGAAAACCUGCGUCUAGAGGAGCAUGUCAACUCUCUGCUACAGCGUCGAGACCACCUACUGGCCGUCAACGCUCGCCUUGCUAUCCCCCUAGUGCCCCCCACUCCUGUAAAUAAUAUCCAUCCUGGAGCUACAGCUCCAACUGUGCCAAUGGACAGCAGUCGAAAUGUGGCAGUGACACAGCCUCCUAGAGUGAACAACACCUACCCGUCAGGAGUGGAGAACGGACCAACUUCACCCAGUCAACCAUCGCAAUAUCUUCCUUCACAGAACCCAAUCAGCCGACACCACAGUCCGGGAACUACUGCUCAGCCUUAUGUCUGCUCAGCUCCGGGAGUGGUGGUACGUUCUUCCAACGUUACUUCUGUUCCUGAACCUAGAAGAUCCAGUAGUCAAGCAAGUAGCAGCCACCCCCAGGCGCCCUACUCUUCCAUGUACUCAGUACCACCUCCUCAACAAUCCCAGAUUGUCAUGCGACGGGAUGUGCCUGAUCUACACCACCAAAAUCCGUCGUCUAAGCCCAGCUGAGCCCUUACUUUGCUACAUUUCUUAGUUGAUUAGACAUCGGUUAGCUAGACACUUAGUUCUUUUUACAUCUGUUUUAAGUGAUGUACAUUGUGAUAAAGUUCAAAUCUUUUCCAUCUAUAGUUUUUAAUAAGUUUCAUAUUUUACAUUGUUGUUUAAUAAUUUUCUUUUGAUGGAGAAUAGUUUUAAAUCAGUUAUUUUACCAUUGUUUCUUACCUAUCUAAAUAUUAAAUGUAUUGCAAUAAAAUUAUGUUGAACUUUGUUUUUAGUUAGUUUACAACACUUUGAAAUAUUAUAUGUUGACUGAAUUUGUUGUCAUAAUUUUUAAGCUAUACAAAUUUUGAUGUCAAUCAUUGAUACUUAUUUUUCUAUUAUAUAACCUAAUGUCUUGUGCACAACUAUAUUUGUAAAUUUUAGAUUUUGUUCAUAAUAAUUUAUGGAAACUAUUUAUCUCUUUUUUUUAAGAUUACCUUGUAUUUUAGAUUAUUGACCUUUCAAAGUCAAUAAUUUAUGUUCAUGUUGCUCAUGUUUUGUAAAAAAAUGUACAAAAAGUUACUCUAGUGCCAGAAACAUAAAAGAACCUAACAUCUACUAAAUUUAGUUACGUAAUUUAAAAUUCAAUUUAAAUUAUUAAUUGUCCUUGAAAUAAUAUUCCACACAUCAAGUCCAUAAAAAUAAAUAUAUUUUGUAUAAAUGAUUCUGGAUUAAGUAUAAGAAUUUUAUAUUGGCCAAAACUAAUACGUACUCCACUACAGUUACAUAAUACUAUGUAUAAUUUUCAUAAUCUUACAAUUUAUCUAAAAAGAUUACUGGAUGUAGUCCACCAACUAAAGCAAUCUAAUCAUCGCGUGAAUAGAAUUUAAACACAACUAAAACACAUACGAUGAAUAGUUAUAAGUUAUUGUAAACAUAAUUGUGAAUGGUUUAAACUAAAUGUAAUUUUAUUAGUUUCAAUAAUAAAUUGGAAUUGUAAUGUUUUAUUA